This is a messenger RNA of Engraulis encrasicolus (European anchovy), 1385 nucleotides long. RefSeq lists its product as uncharacterized. The record is from RefSeq and is a predicted model, not a curated record. Gene Ontology annotation, molecular function: tumor necrosis factor receptor binding. Bases 315 to 1007 code for a protein of 230 amino acids. Gene Ontology annotation, cellular component: plasma membrane. The transcript has 3 exons. Lineage: Eukaryota; Metazoa; Chordata; Actinopteri; Clupeiformes; Engraulidae. Gene Ontology annotation, biological process: positive regulation of activated T cell proliferation; immune response; positive regulation of cytotoxic T cell differentiation.
GCGAGAGUGGAUGGGAAACGUAUUAAGGGAAAUCCAUGACUUCCCUCUGUAUCAUGAAGCGAAUAAAAAGUCCACUGCUGCUGGACUCGGCAAACGUUGAAGAGACACAGCGAGGAAUACAACACAACCUCUCACAGUGGACUAAUUUGAAACGCGGGUCUCUAGCACUCGUGGAGUCUUCAGGCAUUUUGACAAAUAACCACCGUGCGAAUAGGCUAAUUCAAUACGUUAAUACCUCACAUUUCGCCGGGACGUUUUGGAUUGCCUUUUGAUCGCCUCAAUAGAACUUUUCUCCGCACUCUGACUUGUGCAGUAUGUCAUCCUCAUCGGACGUGGAGAGUCUGGUCUCUACUCUGCGCCACCGCAACAGGUGCGUGUACGUCUGCCUGACCUGCUUGACAGUUGGGCUGAUUGCAACGUCGGUCUGUGGAGCGGCGGUGAUUGCGCUCUUCUGGGGAGACGUACAGAAGCAGAUCGCGUCGCUGAAGCAGGCGCAGACCAGUACGUCGUUGCUCACCUCGGCUCCCGAAGCAAACAGCUUUAAGUCGGGACAUUUGGCCUACCUGAGCGCUAACCAAGUCAAAGUCCACAACCACACUUUGAAGUGGGCGCCAAUUACUCACGGCAGGAGCUCUUCCAUUGGCUCUAAUUUCCUCUACCACCAAACCCUUGGGAUUUUAACUGUCAAAAGCGCGGGAAGCUACUUCGUAUAUGUCAACCUCCGUUUCACACCCACCGACGCUGGCUGUGCCAGCAACCGGGUCCAAGUGACACUCAGGUCGAAGGGCAAGGCACUCUUCACCUGCUCAGUGGACCUGCCCGAAUGCGAGGACCGCACACCAGCACCCGUGACGAAGAAAUGUUGGAGCAUGGUCCACUUGGAGGGGAAAAGCCUAGUGACCGCGGAUAUGCAUGUAGCGAAAGACACCGCGUGUGGAUGGAAACUCGCACUUGGGCCUACAGACAAUGACUCCGGCUUCGGAAUGUUCCUCGUGGACAGCUCGUGAGGCCAUCCACACACCCUGCUGUGCUGACCACUACCCCGAAAGGACUCAAAACGGGUCUCGAGCCUAAUGGAGACUUCAGCGAGCGUUUCCCCCGUCAACCUCAGGUCACUGCAUGCAUGGACAGAUGUGGCCAAUUUUUUUUAAGCACUCAAUUGUUAUUUAUAUUUUUGUCCAGCGUUUUGUUAUUUAUUUAAAGUCAUACAGAGUAUUUUGUACAGUAUUUUGAGAAGAGGCUAGAUGCUAUAUGAUGUACUAUUUUACAAUGAUAUGCAUAUAAGUAGGCUGCACUACGUUCAUGAGGACACCUUGUAUUUUACAAACUGUUAACCGUUCAAGCUAAAGAGGAGAUCUGUAUUCAUUGAUCACGCAUCAAGUGAU